Messenger RNA from Prunus mume (Japanese apricot), 1174 nucleotides. NCBI's taxonomy places the organism in Eukaryota, Viridiplantae, Streptophyta, Magnoliopsida, Rosales, Rosaceae. The record is from RefSeq and is a predicted model, not a curated record.
UUUGGUUUUCCUUCAGACCAGAACAUUCUCAUCACUUCUCUCUCGCUUUCGCUCUCCCUCUUCCUCUCUCACAAUUUUAGGAUUCUCUCUCUCACCGGACCAUUCAAGAGCUCCAGCUCCUUGUUCGCUAGAAGACUAUUGCUCGAGCCCUAUUACUUCAAAGUUGAAUGCUCAGUGACAGUCCCAAGGUUUUGGCUUUUCAUUUAUUGUGUUGGGAGCUGCUGUUUGGAAGAUCUUUGGAGAAAUCUAGGGCGAGAAAUCAAAGGCUAGUUACAUGGUAGUCACCACAAUGUUGACAUAUAUUUUCCCACCACCUCCUUCUCUUUUCGUCACAGCAAUGACAGUGAUUAGCUUCACAUCAUUGGCUAGUCUUGGGCUUUCGGAGCUAAGGGGAAAGCACUUACACUAUUCGAAGUUCUGGAAUUCUGGUUCUAAAACCUCUGCUGCAAAGAAAAUUAAACUGUCUAGUAGAACAGGCAUGCUAAUAGCUUAUAGUCCGGCAUUUCUUGCUGGUAUCGCAUCAUUUGUGCUUUAUCCUCAAGAGAAUAUCAGAAUCUUAUUGCUUUGUUCAGCCCUAACCAUUCAUUUUUUCAAAAGGAUUUUUGAGGUUCUGUUUGUUCACAACUAUAGUGGAGGGAUGAUUCUUGAUAGUGUGUUGGCCAUCUCUCUCAGUUAUUUUCUGUCUACCGCAACUGUGACUUACGCUCAAUACUUAGCACAAGGGUUUCCAGAGCCAUCAGUUGAUUUGAAGUACCUUGGAUGUCUGCUGUUUCUAAUAGGGAUCUCUGGCAAUUUCUACCAUCACUACCUUCUUUCUAAAAUUCGGUCAAAGGGUGACAAGGAUUAUAAGAUUCCCAAAGGCGGUUUGUUUGGACUAGUGAUAUGCCCCCACUAUCUUUUUGAAAUAGUAGGAUUUGUGGGGAUUUCUCUUAUUUCUCAAACUCUGUAUGCAUUCUCCUUCACCAUAGGGUCAGCUUUAUACUUGAUUGGAAGGAGCUGUGCUACGAGAAGAUGGUAUCUUUCCAAGUUUGAUCAUUUUCCCAAAAAUGUCAAGGCUCUCAUUCCAUUUGUUUUAUAGAGUUUUGAAUUCGAAAGUACACUACAGAUUAUGUAUAAUCAGUCUAGUGAGCAUGUGCUGAAUAACCCAAGGCAUUUCUACUUGGCUACUGGAUCU